This is a messenger RNA of Stylophora pistillata, 2360 nucleotides long. Its product is annotated as immunoglobulin-binding protein 1. Lineage: Eukaryota; Metazoa; Cnidaria; Anthozoa; Scleractinia; Pocilloporidae. The record is from RefSeq and is a predicted model, not a curated record. Gene Ontology annotation, molecular function: protein phosphatase 2A binding. Gene Ontology annotation, cellular component: cytosol. Gene Ontology annotation, biological process: regulation of signal transduction; regulation of dephosphorylation.
UUUUGAAUGGCGGCCUGCCAAAGUUUCAAGACUCAGUCUCUUGAAGAUAUUUUUGAACAAGGGUUUGUUUUACAUUGUAAAAUAGUAGAUGACGAUGAACCAAGCUCCUCGGAGAUAUUUCAGAAGAAGGUCAGUACUGCUGUGGAUCACUUUGUUCGUGCCACAGAAAUAGUCAACAGUUUGGCUUUGUUCAGCUCAAAUGAAGAGUUGUCUGAGGUUCCAACUUCUGAGUUGAGAUAUCUAUUAUUGCCAGCUUUUCUUGGAGACCUGUUCCUUAGAAAGAGUGAAACUGAUAGAAUGACAUUACUCAACAUUGCAAAGGUUUACUUUAUUGAUUAUCUGAAAAGAUGUAAAAAUUAUGGAGUGACAGACAUGGACCUCUCCAGAUAUUUUGAAGAAUCAGAUGAACCACAAGUGGGACAAAAAAGUAUUCAUCAAAUGGCAAACAGUCGUCAAGAAAAAAUAGCAAGAUAUAAAGAACAAAAGGAGCAAGAAAAAAGGAUAAAGGAACUGAGGAAUAUCCUUGGUGAGUCAUCUCCACCUAUAGCUGAUGAAGAUACUCAGAGAAGUUAUUAUGUUCUGCUCUUAAAGUUUUGGAUUAACAAAGUUGUGGACCAUUUAGCAAGUCUUCAAAGUGAAAUGGAGAUCUUGAAACACAUGCAGACACUAAAAGGCAGAGAAGAUGAUAGACCUGCAACCACGAAGCCUCAACAGAGCUUUAAACCAAUUCUGAUAACAAGGGAAAUGAUUAAGAACAAAGUAUUUGGGGCAGGAUACCCAAGUGUUCCCACCAUGACACAGGAGGAAUUUCUAGAAAAAGAAAUUCUUGAAGGAAAAGUUGUUCUAAAUUACAAAGAGGACCAAAUGAAGGAUAAGGGCAAAACAAGUGAUGAGGAUUCUGACAGUGAAAAUGACCCUGUUAAACUUCAGAAGAAAAGAGACUGGGAUGAGUGGAAAGAUGACCACCGCCGUGGAUGGGGUAACAGGGAGAAUAUGGGAUGAGGUGAUGGUGAUGGAGGAAAGCAGAGGAUUUGCUUUAACUGACCAUACUGAUGCCUACUCCUCAGUAUGGUUUCCUUGAGCAAGUAGUGAGGUGUAGCACCUGCUUAAAAGUAAGAUCUAUUGGACAAAGCAAAUGAAACCUUCUCAACAGGAAGGUGGACUGCAUUUAACUGAAUCAGCCCAAGAUAGAGAAGUAAGCACCAAGUUGUGUGAUUAUCCACAAGGAAAGCCAUGCACACUUUAAUUCAAAAGAUGAACAGCAACAACCAAGGACUCAAGGAAAAUUGUUGCUAUGUUGUUGAAACUAAAAGAUGCAGCCUUUAAUUUAUUAUCAGUAGCCAAAUUUUUCAAAUAAGGAAAUCCACUCAAGCUACUGAUGUGAUCUUGACCAAAUGAACAACAUAAUCUACAGACACAUCAGCCUCUUUUGAAAUGGAUUUUAGAAGUUCCAGCAACAUAAAAUGAUUCAUUCUCAAAAUGAACAUUCCUUUGCAAAGCUAUUUUACUCUUCAUAAAUACUACUUCUCUUCAAAUACAACCAAUCUACCUCAGUUUAAUUUUUCAAUUGUCAUACGGCAAAACCAAUCUACUGCAUGUUUGUUCUGUUACAAAUUAAAAGUGAUGUGAAAUGUGGCAACACCAAAACCCUAGCACACAAGCCUUAGGUGAGUGGGUCAGGCAUGUUCACUUCCUAUGAUGUAUAAGGUGGGCCCACCUAGAGGUACAUGCUGCAGAGACAUAGUGCUGCUACAUGUUAUUGGGACCUUCUUGUAAUUAUGCUGCCUGAGUGUUACUAAGACAAGAAUCAGGAACAGAACAGAAAAAAUUGUAGUAGGGACAUGUCUGUGUUAAAUGUAUUAGGGGAAUUAGUCCAGCUUUGUCGCUGCUGUGUGUGGCUCUAAACUAACCUUGCAACAUGUUCCCUACAGAAAAAUAACUUGGAAAGUAUCACAAUUGUGGUAUAGGCAGUGCUCAGAUGAUCAAGAUUUGUAACAAAAUAUUUUUUGAUUUGCUGAGCUCAGUUUUUGUCUUUGUUAAUUCACUCAGACAAUCAGAGUGACAUUUUUGGAGUUACCUCCAGAGGUAUGCAGACAAUGUAGCUUGAAUGGGUGUUGGUUAUGCAUCCCUUCCCAAGCCUUAAAAGUAUGUGUUCCCCUAAAGGUUAGGGUAUUACAGCUGUAGACAACUCAGGAGAGAAAAUGUGUAUAGAGUUUGACCAUUAUGUUGUUUUGAAAAUCCCACAUGGUUUUCUAUAGUAUUAUUGAAAUAUUGUAUUACUCCCUUUAACUCAAACAAGAGGCAAAGAAGUUGCAAAAUAUCUGUUGUAGUGUAAAAGGAAUUUCAAAUAAACCAAACCA